Messenger RNA from Acanthaster planci (crown-of-thorns starfish), 5801 nucleotides. It is a transcript of the gene galnt2, whose product is annotated as polypeptide N-acetylgalactosaminyltransferase 2. Lineage: Eukaryota; Metazoa; Echinodermata; Asteroidea; Valvatida; Acanthasteridae. Gene Ontology annotation, molecular function: polypeptide N-acetylgalactosaminyltransferase activity. Gene Ontology annotation, cellular component: Golgi apparatus. Gene Ontology annotation, biological process: protein O-linked glycosylation. The record is from RefSeq and is a predicted model, not a curated record.
UCUUCUAAAGUUUUUUUGUCAAAAAUUUUAGGGUUGGGAGAUUCUUAUUUAUUUUUGUUUCAAUUAAAAUGUACAGUAGACCCGGUUGCAUGCAUUAUACAGCUAGCCCAGUACUCUUCAGUGUCCAAACGAGGACGUGCAAAGUUGACCUUGCCGUCGCGGCAUGUUGGUAGAAGAAGAAAAAUACAAACGGAAAAAUCGGCUCUUAUGCAAAGAAGGAAAAUGUGGCCAGUCAAUGGGCAAAAAAGUGGACAGUGAAAUUUUGCAUACUCAACAAAAAAGCAGAGAUUUCACACUCCUGAAAUAAGCAUGAGGGUCAGCAAGGAAUUUUUAGUUUGAUUUCUUUCUCAAUAAAAAGAUUUAGGGUCGGCGCAAUUUGCUAGGCUGGGUAGGUAACCAGAAGCACAACUAUUUUUUUGUUUGGCCUUAUGCCUGUUCACGCCAUCUCUAACCUGGUGCAAUCAGUUGGAAAUGGUUCCUGGCACCAACAGUUGGGUACCAGGUUCUAAUAUAUACCUCAAGUCCACAGUGCCGUUGUAAUCUCACAGUAUUCUCUCCUCUGCCUGAAUCUUCCUCAGUUUGUUUUCGGAUUGCCAGCCAGCCUCGGUGGACAUGAAACUAGUAUUUGUGAGGGUUUGAGCAGUGAGGUACCCAUUACAUCUACAAAUUCAUUUGCUUUGUAUGCUUUGAAUAAUUACGGACCGUAUUUUUGGGGGACAUUUAAGUCUGUUCUCCUCUUGUGCAAAAAGCAAUCAUGGCUACUGUGUUUGAAUACACUCGCACUUUAAAAAGUUGUUUGCUCUCAUACAUUUAUUUGAGAAAUACUCUUUGAUUGCUUUGCUGCUAGGAUUUUAGUUUCCCGCCCCCUUUUUUGUUUUAAUGUAUCCAUAAAUUUGUUUACAAUCAUUCUCAAGCUAGGCUUGCAGGUGAUAUAACUUCACAAAAUUUACACAUUUGUUCAGAAAGUCUUGACCACCUUGCCUGUUUACCUAAACAGAGGAAACACUUUCAGCUUGAUACUGCAUAAUACUGACACGGGAGUGUGCAUUUGUUAAGCACUAGCAUCUGGUUUCCUAGAAGCAUGGCCAACUUUCAUGGCUCUACCAAAGACAGAAAAAAUUGGCUUAGAAUUUUUAAGAGCAGAAUGUGUGCAUGGUUUGUUAAACCAGGUAUUGCAUUUUCUGUCAGCACAACAUUCUCUGCUAUAGUAAGCAGAGAUUUUUUUGUUUUUCAGUAAAGCAGAACCAUGAAACUGAGCCAUGGUCACCAGUCAUUUUGAUUGUGAGUGGUUGGCAGGUAAAUUUGCCUAGAAAUAUUCACUGCUUUGGAACUUUAUAAAAUUGGAUUCUCCUAGGAGGUAUAUUUUUUAGUGGAUCUGGGUUUAUGUUUUUAAGGAAUUCCUUGAUUCUGAACAGAAGAUACCAGGCUCUUUAAAUGUUCAUUGUAUUUAUUUUGCUAUGGUGUAUUUGUAAAUAAAUAUUUCAGCAGUGAGGUCACACUGAUCUUCGAUCAUGUCACACUUAGGUCAACUGACAAAAUCCCUUGUCCCAUAAAAUCCAGGAGGUAUCACUGAUUACUGUGAUGAAGGAAUUCUGAAUCUGUGAAGUUUAUUCAGUGGGUUGCUCUUCCCACCUUUUGAACUGAACAUUUGUAUUAAUGAAAGCCAGUGAUGAAAGGAUCGGCAAGUAUGCACAUCAAAUUUCAACAAGGACAGGAAAAGGACAUCCAGUGUAGUCUUUGUUUUUCUUUAACCCUAGCAGUCGUCAAUCAUCCAAUGUCAAUAUGAUUUUACAGACCCAGGGGGUCUGUGAUGAGUGCACUCGGAGCGGUAACAGGGAUUGACGAACACACAGAAAAUGAAAGGAAUGACUGUCAUUCAUUUAGACCAUUGAUUGACUGAUGAUGGCUUUGUGGAAGCUUGAAAUCUGAGCUCUGCUCAAGAAGUUUUGGGGGGGUGUGGGUAAGAAUUUUAGAUUAAAUUCUAUUUUGUUUACAUUAGGUGUUCUAUUCUAGUGGAAUAAAGGAGCAGCCUGAGAAGGGUGUAAUAUUACUGUUAGAUGGGCCGUAUUUCCUGGCAGUUUUUUAAAUAUGUAUGAAAUUGUGAAUCAACGAUGGCACAUGCCUUAGCUCUGCUCUUUAUUUUAUGUCAUGUCUUAAAUUUGAAUUCCCUUUUAAAAUUUAAUUCUUAACCAUUAAAUUCUACUGUGGAGCCUGAGGUUUGCCAGUCUUAUAGGUCUUAUUGGUGACCUGCCUUAGUCUUCUCCUUGUGUUGCUUUCAUGGUAGGCUGAAUAUGACAUUGCCUAAAUCUGGCUCCUGGGUGCAAAUGAAUGUAAACCUAACGGCAGCAUUGACUGAGUUGGUGAGAAUGUUUGUGUGAGAUGGUGGACAUAUUUUUAACAUUCAAAAUUGGAAUUUCACUGAAUUGAAACAUGCGAAUUGUAAGUCCCACGCCUCAUAAGGCUGAUGCCUCAAAAGUCUGAAUUUUCAGACUUAAGAGGCAUCAGAUCUAUCGGCUGAAAUAAAUAAAGAAUCAUUGGACUUUUUGAGGCGCUUGACUUAUGGACUUUUUUAAUGCAUUUUUUUGGACUUACAGGGCGUCGAACCUUUGAGGCAUCAGACUUAUGAGCUGACCCCAUUAAAACAGUCACAGUUGAAAAAAAUUGGUUGGGGAUUUUAUUAUUGGGGAGGGAACCUACUUAAACUUAUCGAUAUAGAUUUGUUUUUAUUAUUUGCAAGUCUCGUUCUUCGGUUAUUUGAAAAAAGGGUAAUUAUUGAGUUGGUCAUUCUUUGGUUGAAGUCAUCUUGGUUUUUGAGGUAUACAUUUGGUAUAUUAAACAUUAUAAAUGUAGAAUUGUUUUAAGAAUAAAAGCUGACAAACGACUGCUUGAAAUUAUGAUGAGCAAUUUCUUUGUGACUGUGUGAAUGUAACUUGAUCAAUCAGUGCACUUCCGGGAUAACUGGAAUCCAGUUUAAUAAAUUGUCCUUAUUGCAAAUUGUGUUCAAAGAUACAGGUCGGCCCUCUAACUUACUUGUAGGAACAUUUAUUUGCAGAUGCAUAAACCCACAUGUUGACCGUUUAAUGUCUCAGAUUAUAUUCCACAUCAAUUUUUUUCUUUGUUCAUGCUGACGAGGGAAUUUAGCUGCUGCAGUUGGGAAUGAUUUUUCUCUGGUUAAAAAUAAAGGAAAUACCUGUUUUGAAAAGAGAAGAGGCAGGGUUAGCAUGCAGAUAUAAUCCCCCAUCAACAUUUGGAAUUCCCUGUUACUUGUUCAAAUGUUAUGGUUACUUUGUUUGAUAAUGAAACCAAUGACAACCAAAAUGCAUCAUUCCAAGUCCCUGGUCUGUUGAACUAUUGACGUGCAAAGAGUCCAUGCCAGCAACGAACUCCCCCACACUCACCUCCACCCGCCCCCGUCUUUCGUGAAACUUGCACGCACGUGCGUGUAUAGCGCCCUCACCAUUAAUUGGUUGGAGUGGCGGGUUCCACUCCUUCAACAACAUGAAAGAUAAACACUGGCAAUGGAUCGAAACAGGGUACCCGAACGCCGCCAACUAGAUGGAUUUUUUUCCCCAUUCACUCAUGGUCCCAUUGUAAACUCGAACAGGAGGUCGGCUGGUGCAUUCAACGUUGAAUGAAGCGUGAGCGACCGGGUACGUACACGAAAGUACACGGAUGUGUGCACCGUUCUGUGCUGGCACGGGAAGGGAUACCGUCACUACCUCUUGCGUGGCACUCGUUGUAUCGUCGCCGUUGUUGUCAUCGGUGAUCACUGCACAUGGUGUGUUCAAGGCUUGGACCGGACCUGAGAGAGUCUAGCAGAGGAGUUCAAGGCACAUUGCUGUUGCGCUGAGAUAGAGGUACAAGCGGCCUGAUAAACGGUCUCGAACAUGAUGCGACGAAAGUCUCGGUUAAUCCUGUUGAUGGCAGUGGCCUGGGUUGUGGGCAUGUACCUGUACCUGCACACUUCGCCGGACGACGAGGAAGUGCCAAAAGAAGCAGCCAAGCGGUUUAAAUUCAUUGCCGAGGAUUCUGGAAAGGGAGGGCUGAAUGGUGGGCACCAGCAGGGCCAGCCACUCGAGCCGGACAAAUCCUGGCAGAACUUUGACCAGAAGGCGUACAUUGCUAAGACCCUGGUCAAGAAGGGACAGGAUGCAUACGCCAGGAACAAGUUCAACCAACAGGAGAGCGAUAAACUCAAGAUGGACAGGAAUGUUCCAGACACCAGACAUUCACUAUGCAGAAACAUUGACUGGCACCAUGUACUACCAGCCACAACCGUUAUAAUUACAUACCAUAAUGAAGCUAGGUCAACAUUACUACGAACAGUUGUCAGUGUUCUCAGAAAAAGCCCUCCGGAACUGAUAGACGAAAUUAUUUUAGUUGAUGAUUACAGCGAUGAUCCACAAGACGGGCAACUUUUAUUGGGGAUUGAAAAAGUAAGGCUGAUCAGAAAUGAAAGGAGGGAAGGCUUGAUUCGAUCCAGAAUAAAAGGUGCUGAUGCAGCCUCCAGCAUGGUGUUAACCUUUCUGGACAGUCACUGUGAAUGCAAUGAGAAUUGGCUGCAGCCCCUGCUGAAGAGAAUACAAGAGAAUUAUAAAGCAGUGGUUAGUCCUAUCAUCGAUGUCAUCAACAUGGACAAUUUCCAGUACGUGGCAGCAUCAGCCGACUUGAAGGGUGGAUUUGACUGGAAUCUUGUUUUCAAAUGGGAUUACAUGACGCCCACGGAGAGGGCUAGUCGAAGAUCCAAUCCCAUUGCACCAAUAAGGACUCCUAUGAUAGCUGGGGGACUGUUUGCAAUCUCCAAACAGUGGUUUGAGGAGUCAGGAAAAUAUGACAUGAUGAUGGAUGUAUGGGGUGGAGAAAAUUUAGAAAUCUCGUUUCGGGUCUGGCAGUGUGGGGGGACGUUGGAAAUCAUCCCUUGUAGCCGGGUUGGCCAUGUGUUCCGCAAGCAGCAUCCUUAUACAUUCCCUGGAGGGAGCGGUAAUGUGUUUGCAAGGAACACAAAACGAGCAGCAGAGGUUUGGAUGGAUGAGUAUAAACAGUUUUAUUAUGCCGCCGUGCCUUCAGCCAGAAACGUGCCCUAUGGAAGUAUAAAGUCUCGAGUCGAGCUGCGGGAGAGACUAAAAUGCAAGCCUUUCAGCUGGUAUCUCGAAAAUGUAUAUCCAGAGUUGCGAGUACCGGAUAAGCAGGAUUUGGCCUUUGGCGCAAUCCAGCAAGGGUCAAUGUGUAUGGAUACGCUAGGCCACACAGAAGAUGGUACACUAGGGUUGUAUGAAUGCCACAACAGCGGUGGCAAUCAGGAAUUCUCCUUCACCAAAGAGAAAGUGAUCAAACACUCUGAACUGUGCCUGACGGCAACGGACAGUAUGUCAGGUGCCAGGGUGCUACUAAAAAGUUGCAAAGGUUACCAUAGUUACCAGAAAUGGGAACAAGCAGAAAGCAACCGCGUUUUCAAGCUGCAAGGUACCAACCUGUGCUUAGACAGCCGAGAUGUCAAAACGAUAGGACUGACGGUCCACACUUGUGAAAGGAGAGCCAUCACUCAACAGUGGAAAUUCUCCAUGGGCAGCUUAAGACAUUGACAGUAACAAACCAUCUAAGUUUUGUGUUGGUGUGUGUGGGUGUGCUAACCUUACAUACCUAGUGUGGACUUUUGAACAAAAGAUGUCCACACGAUGCAGGAAGGAAAGACGUUCUGUGGACUCACUUCCACAGGAUGUUUCCCCUACUCUGAAAAAGAAGUUUAGAGGCAUUUUGGGUUAACGUUAUCUGUAGUAAAAGGAAGAGGAAUACUGAAGGAA